GCCAAAUCAGGAAAGGCCGCCAUCAGGGCCGCCUUCAUUAGACUCGUUUGCUUCUGCCGACUUCACCCACCACCAACUCACUCUUCCAACCUUGAAUCUGCCUGGAGCAGACAGCUAAACCUGCUACAGAUUAUAGGCGUCAGCUCCCUGUAUACCGACUUCUACUAAGUUGUUGACGGUUGCUCUUUCCUUCUGGACAUACCCUCGAAAAAAAAAUUCUCCUUUGUCCGCUCCCGCCCUCCUGACCGCUCGUCGCUACUCUCAACUCGUCGUUCGCACGCUUCUUACCUCUUUCUCACUUCCCCUACUCUCAAACUCGGUCUUGAUUGCUUGUGAACAUAAUGGCUGCCGUCGCGGAGAAUAUACCACCAGUGAGCAAUGAUAAAGUCGCUGUCGAUGACUCGGUAGCAACUGAACAGAAGGAGCAGACAGAACAAACCACGAAGACCGAACAGAGCAAUGGAGAUGCUGUUACAGUCUUCCAUGACCCUGAGCACUUCAACGUGAAGCAUCCUCUUAUGCAUAAAUGGACUCUUUGGUUCACCAAGCCUCCCAGCGGAAAGGGCGAUAACUGGACUGAACUAUUGAAGGAAGUUGUCACAUUCGACUCUGUGGAAGAGUUUUGGGGUAUUUAUAACAACAUUACGCCCACUUCCGAGCUCGGCCUGAAGGCGGACUAUCACUUGUUUAAAAAGGGCAUCAGGCCCGAGUGGGAGGACCUGAAUAACAAGCACGGUGGCAAAUGGUCCUAUUCGUUCAAAGACAAGCGUUCUGUACCGAUCGACGAGCUAUGGCUACAUGCGCAACUUGCAGCGAUCGGCGAGACGCUAGAGAAUGAUGGUGACAAUGAGGUUAUGGGCGUUGUUGUCAACGUGCGCAAGGGAUUCUACCGUAUCGGUCUUUGGACCCGGACAGUGGGCAAGAGCAUCCCGGGUGAAAAGAACGGCCGCACCCCAGCCCAGGGCAAGGAAGUCCUCGAGAACAUCGGCCGACGGUUCAAGGAGGUUUUGCGAUUGAAAGAUGCGGAUGUUGUGGAGUUUUCUGGACAUACGGACAGUGCGCACAGUGGCAGCACGAGAGCCAAGGCCAAAUAUACUGUCUAAUGGACUAGACGAUAUGUGAAAAACAAGGGCACUUAUUGUGUCAUUUCUUCAACGUCGAUUUUACGGACAGAUCCUUUUUCCGGGGCGGUUCAAAAGUAUUAUGAAAUCAUAGGUUGAUUCGAAUGAAUACUGAUGGCAAGGGAGUUAAUAGGUUCUAACUGCUUCUCGCAAUGAUAGCCUCAGGUGAUCGGAGGUUUCUCCACACGACCUGUAUUUUACCUGAGCGAAAGACACCCUAUCCCUUAUGAGUCUUCUGAAGCUACUCUUUGUUAUUCCCCGUUUUCGUUUUUUCUAUGUCUCUACUCUCAUACAUCUUCUAUCCAUGAUUGUAUUCUCGUCUUUAGUGUAUUACAGCGAACGGAUACUCAGGUUAUUAUAUUCCAGCUUGGAUUGUCUUUGUAUCAGGCUGUACGCUGUAGCUAUCUAGAUUAUUUACACCAUCAGGAGCUUAAGUCCACAGCACCAGAAAAAUUGAAGAUCUAUUACUCG
Messenger RNA from Monascus purpureus, 1592 nucleotides. The record is from the annotation of a GenBank genome assembly. NCBI's taxonomy places the organism in Eukaryota, Fungi, Ascomycota, Eurotiomycetes, Eurotiales, Aspergillaceae.